Molecule: messenger RNA, 953 nt
Organism: Pan troglodytes (chimpanzee)
Lineage: Eukaryota; Metazoa; Chordata; Mammalia; Primates; Hominidae
Product: calcium-activated potassium channel subunit beta-3-like
Exons: 4
Coding region: 1-633 (210 amino acids)
Biological process (GO): potassium ion transport; detection of calcium ion
Cellular component (GO): voltage-gated potassium channel complex; membrane
Molecular function (GO): potassium channel regulator activity; calcium-activated potassium channel activity
Source: RefSeq, a predicted model, not a curated record
AUGAAGCCCCUGAACCUUAGGGCAUUUCAAGGUCAUGAGAAAAGCAUUCGGAGAGAAGAAUCAACCUGCACUGCCAUCCACACAGAUAUCAUGGACGACUGGCUGGACUGUGCCUUCACCUGUGGUGUGCACUGCCGCGGUCACGGGAAGUACUCGUGUCUUCGGGUGUUUGUGAACCUCACCCAUUCAGCUCAGAAAGCUCUCCUACAUUAUAAUGAAGAGGCUGUCCAGAUAAAUCCCAAGUGCUUUUACACACCUAAGUGCCACCAAGAUAGAAAUGAUUUGCUCAACAGUGCUCUGGACAUAAAAGAAUUCUUCGAUCACAAAAAUGGAACCCCCUUUUCAUGCUUCUACAGUCCAGCCAGCCAAUCUGAAGAUGUCAUUCUUCUAAAAAAGUAUGACCAAAUGGCUAUCUUCCACUGUUUAUUUUGGCCUUCACUGACUCUGCUAGGUGGUGCCCUGAUUGUUGGCAUGGUGAGAUUAACGCAACACCUGUCCUUACUGUGUGAAAAAUAUAGCACUGUAGUCAGAGAUGAGGUAGGUGGAAAACUACCUUAUAUAGAACAGCAUCAGUUCAAACUGUGCAGUAGGAGGAGGAGCAAAGGAAGGAGCAGAGAAAUCUUAAGACGGUGACCAAAUUAAAGGGCUGGCCUUCAGAUGUCUGUGAUUUCUGCAACUGAGGACCUAAUUAUGCCUGUCUGCAAACUAACAAUGUAAAAGCGUGAUGUUACAGACUGCAGAGUUAAAGAAAAGCAGACAUUGACAGUUUCUGAUGAGCAUAAACAGUAAGUGCAGUCACAGGCCAAACUUCUUGCUAGGAACAGACUGGGAAGAGGUCUUAAAUUUAGUGAUACUGUUAUUAUUCUGUAUUCUCAAUAUAAUAACACAUGCAUCUUGCUGUGUCAAAUGCUUUCUGGGCCAUCAUUAAAAGGACAUUAAAAACGUUUUUCUUC